Eucalyptus grandis is the source of this 722-nucleotide messenger RNA. RefSeq lists its product as uncharacterized. Bases 253 to 453 code for a protein of 66 amino acids. Lineage: Eukaryota; Viridiplantae; Streptophyta; Magnoliopsida; Myrtales; Myrtaceae. The record is from RefSeq and is a predicted model, not a curated record. The transcript has 2 exons.
UGAACCAAAUCGAUGUAAAUCUAUCAUCACAAAUCAGAGGGUGAUGAAAAGAAAAAGUGUAGUGGCAAUUUGAAAUCAGUAUAUUUUCUUGUAACAUAAGUAAAUCACUAAAAAAGGUUCACUCCGUCCAAUCUUCCAACACCUUCUUCUUCUUCUUCCUUCUUCUGCUUGUCCACUCCACCCCAAUCGCCGUUAUUUCUCCUCCUCUUCCCGACGGUUCACGAGAGCAGGCGGUUUCUCUCCAGCACGAAGAUGAUGAACCCCAGGACGGACAAGCUCGUGAGGAGGACGACCAUGGUGGCCACCAUCACCGCCGCCUACUUUCUCUUGACGGCUGACUACGGCCCCGAGCCCAACGCCCUCGAUCCCAUUAAGAAGGCGAUACUAUCGGCCGAGAAUCGUGUGAAAGGUUUUGUUUUUGGAUCGAGUGAGAAACCUCGAGAGAGCCAGUAGGGGAACUUGGCGGGCUCCAGGGAUUCACCAAAAGAACAACCAUGAUCCUGUUGCUGUGCUCACUUCAUACAGAAUUAUUCUGUCUUGACUCUUAGAGCUGCCCAGCCUUUGCUAUAUGGUUUAAGCACGAUAUCACAGUUUUUGUGUGUUUUGUGAUUAAUCUGAUGUAUAUACCAUGGGUGACUAGUCCAGUUAUGCGAAUGUAAGAAACCUUGAGUAUGGAAUUUGACAUGGAGGUUUUUUCAAUUGAGUUUCUUCAACUCUCGCCA